Molecule: messenger RNA, 1622 nt
Organism: Haliotis rufescens (red abalone)
Lineage: Eukaryota; Metazoa; Mollusca; Gastropoda; Lepetellida; Haliotidae
Exons: 5
Coding region: 179-1120 (313 amino acids)
Source: RefSeq, a predicted model, not a curated record
ACGCAGAGUGACGUCUAUUGUUCUCAAGGGGAUCAAACCACUCUCUUCUACGAACCACUGUUGGUGAGGGGCAAGACCUACGUUCAGCAAACCUUCAAGAACUGAGGAGACGUGGGCAGGCACCACUGUAUCUCCGACACCCAAGUAAUAUCUGGCUGGUCCAUAUAAUUCACUUGAUAUGAAGGAAGUACUCAUCGUGUUCGCCGUCGCUGCGUUUGCAGUGUGCGACGGUCGUGUUCUAUCCGCACCGAGACUGGCUCAGGAUGCUGCUUUAAACUCGGGAACAUCAAGAAACGGUCACAUGGGCGCCGUAGCUUCCGGAUUGACCGGAGGUGCUCCCCUGCAGGAAUACCCGUAUCCCCCGGCCUGCUUCCCCAACACUUGCCCAAUCUAUACCAUCACUGCUACUGCUUCUGAGAAAUACGAGACGAGACAGUACCCGGCUGGUAAGUGGCUGAAAGCCACAACACAACCAUACGAUGUGCGACACAUCGAGUCCAAAGACAUCAUCGACUACAUCAUCAGCGCGAAUUCACUGAACAAAACCCUGCAGUACGCCGUGCCCGUGGUGGUUAAGGUGGACGUCCCUCUCGGCCACGCUGCCGUCUACAAGAGGUUGAUGGCCCAAAUGUCCUCUGUUGGGGUCAUAAUGCAACAAAAGCGGAACGAGAUUAUUAAACAGCUGACAGAGCUGCAACAACAGCAUCAGCAUCUGCAACCCCACCAGCUGAUGGUGGAGCUGCAGAAGAGGAUGCAGCCGAUGAAGCAGCAGUACCGGACCCUGACCGCCGGCAUCUACAGUGAGUUCUCCACCUUCUCCCACAACUACAACAUGACGCUGUACCUGUACUUGCACCCAGACUACCAUCAGAACACCCCAACACCCACCAACCCUAAUGUCACCAUCGUGGACUCACCUGGAUUCUCCGUCUAUGCCAAAGGCUACAUGGACAUGAAUGCAGCCUCCUCCUACGACAUGGCCCUGAACGUCUCCUCCGCUGCCAACGUGGAAUUCAGCAGCUACUACUUCAUCGACUACUUACAACGCUACAAUGGCUUGAACAAGUUCUUCUACCAUGAAGUGUGGCUCAGCACUGAUCCAACAAGGCCAGUCCUGUGAGCAAAGGCACUGCACUGCAGCUCAGGGUGUCGAGUGGUCAGCCAUCUACCCGUGGCGUUAACGUGUUCUUCAUCAGUACAAUAUGUUUCCUACGUACUUUAGUGCGGGCAGUGAGUGAGUGAGUGAGUUGGGUUUAACGCCGAUCUGAAAAGUAUUCCAGUUAUAUCACGGCGUGUCCCCUUAAGAGGUAUGAAUACCAAAGAAAUGCAGGUCUUAGAUGCUUACCACCUUAGUGAAACCCACGAGUAUGGACAUAGGUGAAUAUGGGAUUCGAACCCAGGAUCAUAGGUUUCUGGUUCGCCUAGGGGACGCAACUCUACACAGCGAAUUGCGCAGCCUUAUACCGCUGUGCCACCCAUGUCCCGACAAGGAACGGCAAAGACAGUCAAUUACGUUAUGACUAUCACAAACCCAACAUCCACAGAACUAACAGCUAACACGGUACUACAUUCAUUAUUCACAUCGUGUAUCCUUGUAUGUUUUAUUAAACAGUAAAUCCCAA